AUGUUGUUGACUGUUGUAUAUGACAAAAUUCAAAGAACGAAAUAUUUGUGAGUUUUGUGACCGGUGUUCAUAUACAAAAUAACGUAUAAUUGUAUUUAACAGUGUUACUGUACAUGUUGUAAGAGUUUUUCAAAGAUGCGAGUUAUAUUUACUGUUCUAGCUUUGUUAUCAAGUUUUAGUGCAAGUUUUGCAAUUUGGUGUUACCAAUGCACAACAGCUACGCCAGGUUGUACCGAACCAUUUGAUUGGCGUGGGGUUGGUUAUUUAGGCAAUCCUUGCCCUGAUGCUGAAGAUGUUUGUGUAAAACUUAUUGAAAGGAAGGGAGCUAAGGAGGUAAUUACAAGAGACUGCUUGAGUAAUUUCAAAGCCUUUAGGACCGACAUACCGGCCGACACUUAUGAAGGAUGCCGACCAGCAGCUAAAGAUGUCAAUUUAGCAAACUUUGUUAAUAAUACUGUAAAGGAGUUAGACAUAAAAAGAGAUUGGUAUGAUGAGACAAUAUGGUGUUUCUGUUUCCUUGAUCAUCGGUGUAACAACGCUUCGAUGAAAUCCCAUUCUAUGGCUCUGCUAGCCUUGACAAGUGUAUUUGUGUUGUUAAAAAGAGCAUUGUUUUGAUAUUGAUUCACGCUAUGCAAAACUAACUACAUGUAGUUAUUAGACUGGAACAGUAGUGGACUAAUGCUGUAUAGGAUCUGAUCAUUAAAUACUUUAAAUCACGGACAUUGUAGGAUAUUUUAGUGUACUUUAUAUGAAUAUAUGUGUCCAUGUCACAAGAGAAAAAUACUAAUAAAUACAGAUUGUUGAUUAUUUAGGUAGUUCAUGUAAUAUCAUUAACUUGUAAUGUUAUUUGCAUUAGAUAUAACUUUUUCAAUAUUUUUAUAAACAACAACAAACUUUUAUAUUCUUGUAUUAAUUUAGUUUUAAGUGUGAGUGAUAAAAAAUAUAUUCCGUCCAUUUUAAUAAAUUAGUACAUAUCAAUGUUUUUUUAUAUAUUUAUAGAUAAGUUAGUAGUUUUUAUACAGGUUGAUAAUAUUUAAUUUAACGUGUCUCCUUACAUAGCUACACGUAAUAUUACAUAAAAGAGCUAUUCAGUAAGAUAUGAUAUAAUGUGUUAAAAAUAAACAUAUAUCAACUCUAUACCUGAACACAGCAUAAAAUAAACAAUAGCAUAAACUGAGCAUUUUCAAUUAUUCAUAUAAUUGUCAUAAUUUUUUAUAAAUUAAAUGAAUAAUAAUGUUGAUGAAAAGUUUCAUUUGUCAUUAGUUAUAAGUAUAGACUUAUAACUAUACGAAUAUAGACUUCACUUUUUAGAAUUGUUUUUUAUUGAAUAUUGACAAUUUAUUGGUGUAAUAUCAUGCUUGUCUGAGCUGAAGUACAUUUUUUUAAUAAUAUGACAGCUGUGAUUGUUAUUCGAGUAGCAUGGAGGGUAGAGUUCUCUGUUUUAUUUUGCUCUACUAAACAAUUUUUGUCAUUUUUACACUUGGAAACAUUUCUUCAAUAAUUCGACUUUUUUCUAUACACGAACAGUUCUCUUCGCCUGCCUCUAUAACCUAUCAUGAUAAUCUAAAUG
Nymphalis io (European peacock) is the source of this 1570-nucleotide messenger RNA. RefSeq lists its product as uncharacterized. Gene Ontology annotation, biological process: positive regulation of voltage-gated potassium channel activity; sleep; regulation of synaptic transmission, cholinergic. The coding region runs from base 136 to 615 and encodes 159 amino acids. The transcript is spliced from 4 exons. NCBI's taxonomy places the organism in Eukaryota, Metazoa, Arthropoda, Insecta, Lepidoptera, Nymphalidae. The record is from RefSeq and is a predicted model, not a curated record.